UUCUUCUCCAUCGGGGAAACCAAAGGUCACCAGAGAGCAUGACUGUGGAGCGGGUUCUCAUGAUGGAGGAGAGUAAAGCUAAGAGAAUGUGCUACGAACGUCCUGCAAGAGAAGAUAUGAUAAGCAAAUUACCCGACCCUCUGAUGUCUCAGAUACUCUUUUAUCUUCCGACAAAAGAAGCUGUUAAGACUAGUGUUUUGUCCCAUAGGUGGGAAACUCUCUGGCUUCUGGUCUCCGAGUUGGAUUUGAACUCUUCCGAGUUUCCAGACUACAAUGCAUUUUCGGGUUUCGGGGAUAGGUUCCUAGAGAAGUCUUGCUUGCGCAAGCUCAAGCUAAAGAUUCUGAAACGUAAGAACGAUAAGUCUUGCGUCACGUGGUGGGUAGACUUUGUGGCUAGGCCUAGGCGUAAACUAAAACAUCUUGAUGUCGAGUAUCUUUACGUCUCUCGUAAGCGUUUGGAAGUGAUGCCCAUAAGCCUCUGUGUCUGCGAGACGCUAAAAAGACUUGUAGUGUAGACUGUACUUGUGUUUUGAUUGUCGUUGAACUAUGUUAUCAUAGGUCUUUGUGAGCUUUGGUCAUAACAAGAACAUGGUUUUGUUGGAAGUUUGAAACUUGUAGCAAUAAAUUUGAAGGUAUCAUUUAACUUUA
Molecule: messenger RNA, 648 nt
Organism: Brassica napus (rape)
Lineage: Eukaryota; Viridiplantae; Streptophyta; Magnoliopsida; Brassicales; Brassicaceae
Product: putative F-box/FBD/LRR-repeat protein At5g22610
Exons: 1
Coding region: 39-515 (158 amino acids)
Molecular function (GO): protein binding
Source: RefSeq, a predicted model, not a curated record